GCCGGCUCAGCACGGAACCUGAGAAUACUUUCAAAAUCACCUUGCAACCCUCAACCAACCACCUCGCCAUGAAGACGUCUGCACUCCUCCUCGCCCUCUCUGCUUCGGUGUCUGCUGCCUCGAGCCCGUGCGCGAUCAUGUCGCUUGUUGGCACGUUGACUCCGCUCGCCGCCCAAAUCCCGGCCUGUAAAGACGCUUCCGGCUACGACCUCUUGCUCAUGGCGACGGGCACCGCCCCGACGCAGGAACAAGUGCAAAAGCUCAGCACCGCCAAGCCGUGCCAAGAACUCUUCACGGCGAUGCAAGCCAAAGUCUCUGCGCUCUCGCCGCCGUGCGCCCUUGGUGGGCUCGAGAGCUCCGAGUUCUCGACGGUGUCGGUCACAGACGCCGUCGCUGCUUUCUUGAAGGCCCUGGCCGGCAGUCCCUUGGUGCCGGGCAACUCGACGACUGGUGGCAACGGCACGUCCAAGAACUCGUCGGAUUCGAUCACGACGCCCGCCCCGUCCAAGGGAAGCAGCGCGACGACGACUGGUAUCGCGCUCACCGCUGCCGCAGUGACGAUGCUCGCAGCCAUGGCCUAACUCCAAGCGAAUAUUACUUGUUUUGAUAUUGAAUAUAAACCCGUCUAUAAUUUCCACGAAAAUCCAUCUCCA
Molecule: messenger RNA, 653 nt
Organism: Saprolegnia parasitica CBS 223.65
Lineage: Eukaryota; Oomycota; Saprolegniomycetes; Saprolegniales; Saprolegniaceae
Exons: 1
Coding region: 69-581 (170 amino acids)
Cellular component (GO): extracellular region
Source: RefSeq, a predicted model, not a curated record